Molecule: messenger RNA, 3238 nt
Organism: Cylas formicarius (sweet potato weevil)
Lineage: Eukaryota; Metazoa; Arthropoda; Insecta; Coleoptera; Brentidae
Product: UDP-glycosyltransferase UGT5-like
Exons: 4
Coding region: 1706-3238 (510 amino acids)
Molecular function (GO): UDP-glycosyltransferase activity
Source: RefSeq, a predicted model, not a curated record
UAUGGCGACGAAACGAGAACUCAAGAAGAACUUUGUAAUUUGUUUCACUCACAAUAUCCACAAAGGGACAUUACAAGCUCCACAGUGAGCAAAAUUCAGAGAAAAUUUAUUGAAUCAAAACAAAAACUAACAAGAAAACAAGAUGAAACAUAUUAGGUGAAGUUGCAUCUUCUGAAGUAGUUUCAAAUAGUGAUGCUAGAAAAUAGCUUUGCAUGUAUUAAAUAAUCACCCGUGUGGGGUCUUAUGGUGCACGUACUAAUUUACGCACUUGCCAUUAACCACCUAGUUGCGCUGGUGAAGGACCAUUGAUUGAUUGAAUACUUCAAAAGUGAACUGAACAUUUAUUGUUGUUACACGACACUCGUACAUAUGCCUUACGAAUACAUACUCAUGCUGCUUACGGAUACAUACUCAAACGCAUACUGUUUUUCUCGCCACAGGUGGCGUGAUCGCACAACUACCGCGCAUGCGAAUACAGUCGCACCCUUGCGGCAAAUUUAAAGUUCGAGUUUUGAGAUCGGACAACCCGCACAAGGUGACAUUACUACAGGAGCUGAACGAAGAUGAUCCCAACAGUAUACCACAGUUUUAUAAAACUAUGAUCGAAAUACAAGUACUGUUAAGUGAUGAAGCUCAUUUUUGUUUAAUUAGUACGGUAAAUAAACUUAAUAAAAUUGUAGGUAUUGGAGUACAAAUAAUUGGGAUCCGUGAAACAAUCAUACACAACAUCCACAAAAAAUAAAUUUUUCGGCUUGGGUUUUGAAUAACAAAAUAAUAUAUUUCAAUUUUUUCAAAAUCCCUUAAUUCCUAUUUUGCAGUUUCUAAUCCAAAUCAGUCUGAUAUGCCCGAUAAAAAAUCUUAUACUUCAAUACGACAUUUCCCGGAAAAAAUAAGAACAAUAUAAGUAUUCAAUGUUUUCCACUGGGAAUUAAUCAAAAUAAAAUGUGUAUAAUAAAAAAACGAAGUUUCUAAAUUUUGAAUUAGAACAAAAAUAAGUAAAGUAAUGAAAAUCUGGGGAGAAAGUUUUUGGAAAAGUUUUUAAACCGAUCGACACAACAAAUAACAAAAAAUUCAAAAGUUCAAUUCUCUGAAUUUCAUUUAGAGUCGCGAUAUUCACUUUCGUUACUGUACUUAACAAGCUACUUACUGGUUCAUUUUAAAAUUAAAUUCCUGUUUUCUAUUUUUUUUGCCCAUGAAAAUUAAGAGAUAGGUAUUAGGUGUGCGUAAAAUUGGAUACAAAAUUUGAAAAUUGACUCACUCUGUAUGGUUUAUAUUUGAUGAUAACCUUUAUCAGUUAUUACAACAUUCUCCAACAGAUAUACAUUUACGAUAUUUUAUUCAUAUCAUUUAAACUAAGGCAAACGUAACUAGAUAACUAAACAAGAUUAGCGGUUGGCCAAAAACAAAUUUUAACGAUUGAAUCCUCGCAAUUAACUGAAUUACCAGAAAAUUAGACAAUGUAUCUUUAAGAAAAGCUUCAUCAAGUGAUCGAACUCUUUAACCUCAGUUUAAACAAUCUUUUUUUUAAUGCAACAGUUGAAAAAAUCUCCUGAAAUGUUAAAAUUUAUCGCAUAUUUAAUAAACGCUUACACCAAGUAAAUAGCAGUGCCGACCCGUUACAAAUAAUCAUUAUACCGACUUUAGCGACAAAUAAAUAAUGCUGACUAUCCGACAAACUUAUUAGUGCACGUCUGGCAAAUUAAACAUGCGUCUAUUUAAAUUUCUAUUAGUGUUUCAUCUCGUGUUUGGGGUGAAGUGUCAUCGACUAUUGGUGCUCUUUACUUUGCCGACACGAAGUCACGAUAUUUUAGGGACAGCGUUGGUAAAAGGGCUUGCCGAACAUGGGUUCGAUGUCACCUACGUGGGACUUUUUGAAGAUAAAACUCCUCCGACGAGCUACAGAAAAAUUGUACUCACUGGAUUUUUGGAGGAAUAUCAACGGAUAUUGGCAGGGAAAUUUACUGUAGUGCAAAUGGAACAAAAGUCUCCGUUUCAGCAUAUACUCAUGAUGAACGAGGUGGGCAAUGCAUUGACGGAUAGUGUUUUAAAACACCCAAAUAUCCAAAAGCUUGUUCAAUCCAAUGAACACUUCGAUGCCGUCAUUAUGGAGCAGGGUUUGAACGAUGGACUAAAAAUACUCGCAAGUCAUUUCAGAGCUCCAUUAGUAAUUUUCAGUAGUUUGGGCCCCAAUCCUUGGAUCAACAAUAUCGUUGGCAAUCCCGAGCCUCCCAGUUAUAUACCAAAUAUAUUUCUAGACUUUCCACCCGAAAUGAAUUUCUUCCAAAGAAUUUACAAUUUCGUUUUCGCCGCAUACAGCAAAUUUAAUCUAGAUUACGUAUUUUACCCCGAACAGAGUAGAAUCGUCAAGAAAUACUUCCUGGAUGCGCCAGCUUUCGAUGAAGUAUUGUACAACGUCUCACUAGUUCUUUUAAAUUCGCACGAAAGCGUUACGCAACCAGUACCUCUAGUGCCGAAUAUGAUCAAUAUCGGAGGUUAUCACGUGCGUCCUCCAAAUGAACUUCCUAAAGACUUGAAGGAAUUUAUGGAUAAUGCCACGGAAGGAGUUAUAUAUUUCAGCUUGGGGUCCCAUGUGGACCCUUCUCUUCUACCGGAUUCCACUCUCCAAGCAAUUUCUAGGGUUUUGGGGUCCAGGCAGGAAAAAAUACUUUGGAAGUGGCCAUUGGAUACUUUGCCAGAUCAGUCGAAGAACGUUCGUAUAUCAAAGUGGUUUCCUCAACAAGAUAUUCUGGCCCAUCCAAACUUGAAACUCUUCAUUACACACUGUGGACUUUUAAGUACUACCGAGACUGUUUAUCACGGAGUGCCUAUUCUUGCAUUGCCAGCAGUGGGAGACCAAAAAUUAAAUGCAGCACAUGCGGAAUCCCUUGGUUUGGGAAGGAAAUUGUUUCCGUCAGAAAUCACCGAGGAGAGCUUUAAGGAUGCUUUAAAUGAUGUUCUGGACAAUCCCAAAUACAGAGAUAACAUAAAAUAUCGGUCAAGCGUUCUUCACGAUCGUCCAGUGAGCCCCAUUCAAUUGGCAGCUUACUGGGUUGGGUAUGUGAUUAAGCAAAAAGGUGCGCCACAUCUUCGUGUUGCUGGUGCGCGGAUGCCUUUCUACAAAUACCUCAUGUUAGAUGUUAUUGCAGUCAUAAUUUUCGCCAUGUGUUCCGUUUCGUAUGCAUUCAGUAAAAUUGUUGGAAAAAUAUUGAGGCCGAAAAAUAAACUAAAAAAAAGCUAG